Messenger RNA from Venturia canescens, 1733 nucleotides. RefSeq names its product regulation of nuclear pre-mRNA domain-containing protein 1B. Gene Ontology annotation, molecular function: RNA polymerase II complex binding. The record is from RefSeq and is a predicted model, not a curated record. Gene Ontology annotation, biological process: mRNA 3'-end processing. The coding region runs from base 154 to 1200 and encodes 348 amino acids. The transcript is spliced from 5 exons. Lineage: Eukaryota; Metazoa; Arthropoda; Insecta; Hymenoptera; Ichneumonidae.
AGCAGUAGCAGUAUAGUUGGAAGUGCGCCUUGUACCGGGUUUGCAACGAGAGUGUUCGUUUCGCGGUGCUCGCUAGUGGGCUAGCCUCACGAUCGCUUGCCAAACUUUUUUUUUCUUUCAUUUUAUUAUUUUUCAUAAGUUCGCGAGAAAAAAAUGGCAGGUUUUACCGAAAGUGCACUCGUUAAAAAACUCAUGGAUUUAAACCCAUCACAACAAAGCAUACAAACCUUGUCCUUGUGGCUUAUACAUCACAGAAAACACCAUCCAACUAUCGUUAAAGUCUGGUACAAGGAAAUGUGCAAGGUAAAGGAUAACCGCAAGCUGAUGUUCAUGUACUUGGCAAACGAUGUUAUUCAGAACAGUAAAAAAAAAGGACCAGAGUUUGGCAAAGAAUUUGGUUCCGUGCUUCCAAAGGCGUUUGAGCAUAUGAAGGGUUUUGACGAAAAGACACGAGAUCGUCUUAACAGGCUUUUGACUAUCUGGGAGGAAAGAGGUGUUUAUGACAAGGCACAAAUAACCGAAUUUAAAUUAGCAUUUGACGCAGCUACCGAACCGAUGAAAGAGCCCGGCACACCUCCGAGAAAGAAGCCACGAAAUGACAUUGAAAAAGAGAAAAAAAUCAAGAAAAAAGAGAAAGAGCCAGAAAAGAAAGAACGAAAGAAGUCAGAAACGGAGGUUGAAGUGGACGGUACCAAAGAACUUCAUGUGACACUGAGCCCACGAACACCCGCGGGGGAUCCCCCAGAAACGGAGGAACUAAUAAAAGCUUUAAUGGAUUUGGAAAAUACCGCGUCUUCGGAUGCAGCCGUACGGGAACGCAUAGCGUCCUUACCGCCCGAAGUUUCUGAAGUUUCGUUGCUUGCUAAUCUUGCGGACAGAGCAGCAGCCGAUCAAUUGAGCAUCGCUGUCAACGAAGCGGCUGCACUUUUGGCUGAUUACAAUGGUAGACUCCAAGGUGAAAUGGAAGAUCGUCGCAGGCUUCUUACCAUGUUGAGGGAUUACACCUUAGCUCAGAGACAAUUGCUUCAACAAGCACAGACGACGCUCGAGGAUUAUAAAGAAAAAUUGAAAAAAGUUUGCGCAGUUAGAUCAGAAGUAAAAUCGCACAUCUCGAAUCUUCCGGACCUUACGCAGUUACCUGACGUGACCGGCGGCCUCGCGCCUCUUCCAUCGGCCGGUGACCUGUUCUCCCUUCACUAGUUUGCAACACAAAAUAGUCCAACUGUGCUCUUACUUUGCUACGGGUUUCCGAGACGAAUUAAACAUAGUUCCCACAUAAUGUUUAUGUUACAAGGUUGAUGAAAACCCAGACAAAAAUGAAAAGAGAGAAAAAGAAACGAAAAUUGUAGCGCCAACAAAGAUGGGUUAUUUGUGUCUUAUUUGGGAGACAAAAAGACUGAGUUCGUGCGCUCUCAGCCUUACGUUUAUCCUUAAAGUGUGAAUGUCGGUAUAAAUGAUGGUGCGUGUAUUAGUGCGUGUAUGUACGUGUUGAUUUCGAAUGCGUAAAUCUUUGUUAAAAAAUUGUGAUUAUCUGAAAAAAGAAUCAUCGUUCCCCGGAUGGCAUGAAAAGGGAUUCGAAAAAAAAAUGCUGAGCAAUCAAAUCGUUCGUCGUUCCUCACUUUCCCCUUGAAACUGAAACUUUCAAUGUUAUUUUGAAAAAAAAAAAAAAUACAAAGCGAGUGUCUUCUCCAAUCGCGUGCUGUUUUGUUGGAACUUUUAAGUCACUGAUCAAC